This is a messenger RNA of Frankliniella occidentalis (western flower thrips), 1094 nucleotides long. RefSeq lists its product as uncharacterized. NCBI's taxonomy places the organism in Eukaryota, Metazoa, Arthropoda, Insecta, Thysanoptera, Thripidae. The record is from RefSeq and is a predicted model, not a curated record. Gene Ontology annotation, molecular function: nucleotide binding; nucleic acid binding. The transcript has a single exon. The coding region runs from base 180 to 833 and encodes 217 amino acids.
GCAAUGUUGUGCUUACAAAACAGCGAGAGAAAUUUAGAAAACUCGUUCGCAGCCCUCUGUAUCACAGUUUUGAAGUGUUCAACCAUGACCUUGUGUGUGUUGAACGUAAAAAGGCUAAAGUUGUUUUAAACCGCCCUCUUUUUGUAGGACAGGUGUGUCUUGACAUCAGCAAAAAAAUUAUGUAUGAUUUUUACUACAAUGUGUUGAAAGCACGUUACGGUGAAAAUAUCACGAUGUGUGCCGGAGAUACUGAUUCAUUAAUCGUAAAAAUUUAUACUGAAGAUGUUUACGCGGAUAUGAGUGAAAUGAGGGAGUUUUUUGACACUUCAGAUUAUCCUAAAAAUCAUCCUCUGUACAGUUUAGAAAAUAAGAAAGUUAUGGGUAAGUUCAAAGAUGAACUAAACUCUGAGCCCAUUCAGGCAUUUGUCGGCCUCAGGGCAAAAAUGUAUAGUUUUAAGACAGUUUCACAGCAGGAAAAGUCGGUGGGAAAGGGUAUUCCCCGUGAGGCUUUGAAGUCUCAACUUACUUUUGAAGAUUAUAAGAAAUGUAUCACCCAGUUUAAGGAGAAAAAUGUGACUUUCAAAAAAAUUGGUACAGACCGUAGGCAUAAUCUGUUUACAUCAUAUUGUAUUAAGAAAGGGCUCAGUUGUUAUGAUGAUAAGAGAUUUCUGGUCGACAAUUUUGUGACGUUGGCUCACGGACAUUACAAAAUUAAAUGUUUAAAUGAGGAAGAAAAAGAUGAUGAUAUGGAUUCUAGUAUUGAUGAAGAUUAUGAUGAAGGUGAGAGGAACCUUAGAGAGCUGGUUUUAUUGCAAGAAGAACUGUGCUUGUAAAUAGAUGUAAUAAAAAUAUUUGUAAAUAUGUAUACUAAAUUGAUUGCUAAUAACAAUAAAUAGAACUAUGUUAAAAUAUGUAUUUCCCUUCAUUACCCUCCUGACUUGUCAAAGUAGCCGGUGUGCCUCCAGGAGGUGCUGCGCUCUGUGGGCAGUGCAUAGAGUUCAGUUCAGCAGAUACCGAUACGACUCCCGAGAGCUGCUGCUAUCUGGUGUUAUAAUUUCAAACCCUGUCAGCGUGUGGCCGCGUGACAUGUGAUG